Molecule: messenger RNA, 1281 nt
Organism: Balearica regulorum gibbericeps (East African grey crowned-crane)
Lineage: Eukaryota; Metazoa; Chordata; Aves; Gruiformes; Gruidae
Source: RefSeq, a predicted model, not a curated record
AUGGGAGGCACAAUACCAGCUGCUCCAGCCAAUGCCUCCGCAGAGGAGACAAGUAAGGGCAAAGCAGAGGAACAGCCAGAGGAGCCAGUUAAAUCACCUGAACCAGAAAGUGAAGAGAGCGACUUAGAAAUUGACAAUGAGGGAGUGAUUGAACCAGACAAUGAUGACCCUCAAGAAAUGGGAGAUGAAAAUGUGGAGGUAAGUGAAGAGAUGAUGGAUCAAGCCAAUGAGAAGAAGAUUGAAGCCAUAAAUGCUCUAAGUGAAGGUGAACUUCAGAAAGCUGUCGACUUGUUCACAGAUGCUAUCAAGCUGAAUCCUUGUUUGGCCAUCUUGUAUGCCAAGAGGGCAAGUGUUUUUGUGAAACUCCAGAAGCCAAAUGCUGCCAUUAGAGAUUGUGACAGAGCCAUCAAGAUAAAUCCUGACUCGGCACAGACCUACAAAUGGAGAGGGAAAGCGCAUAGACUUCUGGGUCACUGGGAGGAGGCUGCUCAUGAUCUUGCAUUAGCUUGUAAACUGGAUUAUGAUGAAGAUGCUAGCGCCAUGCUGAAGGAGGUGCAACCAAGAGCUCAGAAAAUUGCAGAACAUCGCCGAAAAUAUGAGCGGAAGCGUGAAGAAAAGGAAAUCAAGGAAAGAAUGGAAAGAGCGAAGAAGGCACGGGAGGAGCAUGAGAGAGCACAAAGGGAGGAAGAAGCAAGACGACAGGCAGGAGGAGCUCAGUUUGGUGGUUUCCCAGGUGGUUUUCCAGGUGGAUUUCCUUGGGCUAUGCCUGGAGGUGCGCCAGGUCUCAAUGAGAUUCUCAGUGAUCCAGAAGUCCUUGUGGCUGUGCAGGAUCCAGAAGUUAUGAUUGCAUUCCAAGAUGUUGUCCAGAACCCAGCAAAUAUGUCCAAGUACCAGAACAAUCCCAAGGUCAUGAAUCUCAUCAGUAAAUUGUCUGCCAAAUUUGGCAGUAAACCAUAAAAUCCCUGGUUCUUAAAAAUCAUAUCUGAAUGGGAAGGAUUGGAUUUGGCUAACCAGUGUUGCAAUAAAACAAACCGUUGUACCUCUGAUCUUCUUAAGAAGAGAAAUGGGGUGUUCUAAGGAGAACUGCUCUCUAGCCCAAGCAUUGACUUUAUUCAAUGAUUGAUUUACACCACUUAAAUUAUAGUCAGAUGACCUAGUUUCAACCAUCUCUUCUUGUCCAAGAGUUGCAAUCUUUUAUUAUAAGUAUUACAGACAGUUUAUUUUCAAUGAAUGCUCCUGUAAGAAAUAUAAUAUUCUAGGAGUGUAAGAUAAAAAACUGCU